This is a messenger RNA of Sporisorium graminicola, 2235 nucleotides long. RefSeq lists its product as uncharacterized. Bases 1 to 2235 code for a protein of 744 amino acids. Gene Ontology annotation, biological process: endoplasmic reticulum to Golgi vesicle-mediated transport; intracellular protein transport. Gene Ontology annotation, molecular function: syntaxin binding. The transcript has a single exon. The record is from RefSeq and is a predicted model, not a curated record. Gene Ontology annotation, cellular component: cytosol; Golgi membrane. Lineage: Eukaryota; Fungi; Basidiomycota; Ustilaginomycetes; Ustilaginales; Ustilaginaceae.
AUGGCCUCGGCUACAUCGGCUCCUACUUCGAGCCUUCGCAUAGCACAGGUCAACUCGUUGCUCUCGCUCCUCAACCUCAACACCUCGACAUUCAACCAUGCUUCCUCUUCGUCCUCGGUGCCAGGCUCCAACUACAACUCCAGACCAGGCUCAGCAGCCGGGCAGAGCGAUGCCGCUUCGACCGACCCUGCAGUUCCAUCAGGCCCCCCCGUCUGGAAGGUGCUUGUCAUGGACAAGGUCUCCAAGGACAUCCUAGCCACAUCUUUACGUGUGCAGGACUUGCGUGAGAACGGCGUUACCCUGCACAUGCAGCUGCACUCGGACCGACCGCCAUUGCCCGACGUGCCUGCUGUCUACUUUGUGUCACCCACCUCGCAGAAUGUGCAGCGCAUCGCCCAGGACAUGAAGAGGAUGCUGUACGAAAGCUUUUACGUCAACUUCACCAGCACUGUACCCAAACCGGUGAUGGAAGAGUUUGCCAAUCUCGUUGCUACAGAUGGGACGGGCCAGCUGGUGCAGCAAGUCUACGAUCAGUACCUCAACUUUAUCGUCCUCGAACCUAACCUCUUUGAGCUGCUUCCCGACGCCGCUGCCGCCUCGACUUCUCCCAGCUCAGCAUCCACCAACGGCGCAAAUGCCGCCACGACAUCCUCUGUCAGCCUCACCACGUACGAACGCCUCAACGAUCCCAAGUCCGGGCAAAAGGACGUUGAGGAUGCCACGGACCGCAUCGCCGCCGGUCUCUUCUCCACGCUCGCUACAAUGGGCGCGCUGCCGAUCAUCCGAUCUCCACGCGGAAACGCCGCCGAGCUGGUAGCGCGAAAGCUCGAGUCCAAGAUCCGCGAGCACAUCACCAGCUCUCGCGGCGGCUCCAACCUGUUCUCCGAAGCAGCGGGCAGUGCUGGCCAUCCCAGCUGGAGCUCUUCCCGACCGCUGCUCGUGGUACUGGACCGCAAUGUCGACUUGGUGCCCAUGCUCGCGCACAGUUGGACGUACCAGGCACUGGUGCAGGAUGUGUUGGAUCUGCAGCUCAAUCGCGUCACCGUCGUCUCGAGCGAAGGCGGCAUCACGAGCAAAAAGACGUAUGAUCUCGACUCGAAGGACUUCUUCUGGUCCAAGAACUCGGCUACGCCUUUCCCGCAGGUGGCAGAGGACAUUGAUGCCGAGCUCAACCGGUACAAGGCGGAUGCGGCUGAGAUCACGCGUUCGACGGGGAUCAGCAGUAUGGACGAGGUCGGGCAGCUCGAUUCCACUUCGAAUGCUGCGCAUCUCAAGGCUGCGAUCACGGCGCUGCCGGAACUGACACAGCGCAAGUCGACGAUCGAUGCACACAUGAACAUCGCCACGUCGCUGUUGCAGGGGAUCAAGAAGCGUGGAUUGGACACGCUGUUUCAGCUGGAAGAGGCAAUUGCGCGGCAGAAGAAGGAAGCGAUCUUCGAGGUGAUCAGGGAUACGCAGUUGGAAGAUGUCAACGACAAGUUGCGGCUCUUCAUCAUCUACUACCUCUCUGCGCCGGACUCUGCGCUUUCGCGUAGCGACGUCGAGGAGGCCGAACGCAUCUUGAAGGAGCAAGGUGCGGAUCUGGCGGCAUUGAACUAUGUCAAGAAAGUGCGCGAGUUGACGCGCAUGACCAUGCUGGCAUCGGCGCCGCAGCAGCCGGCGGUGACCGAGGCGAGUGCCGGGUUCAAAGGGUUCAGCUCGCUCUCGUCGCGCCUGACGGAUCGCUUGAAGGACUCUGGGCUGGAGAACAUCGUUCAGGGGGUGAAAAAUUUCUUGCCCGCACAGAAGGAUCUGACAGUGACGCGGUUGGUGGCGUCGCUGAUGGAGCCGGCGGGAGCGAAUGCGCAGGCACUGCAGGAGACGGACGAGUAUCUGUUCUUCGACCCCAAGGCUCCGCGCACGCGUGGUGCUGCGAGCAGCGGCGGAGUCAAGGCGAGACAGGUGUUCAACGAGGCGAUUGUGUUUAUCGUUGGCGGAGGCGGCUAUGUCGAGUUUAGCAAUUUACAGGAGUAUGCCGCGCGGAGCGUCGGCGGUGGUGCUGUGGCGCCGGGCGGUGCGGUGGGAGGCGCGGUGGGCAGUGCAGGCGCAGCGGCUGGUGUAGGCGGGAAGAAGAUCACGUAUGGUGCUACGGAGAUCCUCAAGCCGAUCGAGUUUGUGCGUGCCUUGGCGCACCUAGCUGGUGGCGAUGUGGCAAAGAGCACGGCUACCACUGCGCCGGGAGGACCCGGAAAGUAG